AUGGAAAUUUUGCUGGGGGAGUUCUAUAAUGAAGAAGGGGAUGAUGGGGAUGUUGCUAUGUCAUUUUUGGCCAAAGGUGGGAACUGGAAGAAUGGCCUCAUUGUGCAGGGAAUCGAGAUUAGGCCUAAGAACUUCGCUUUGUUUCUAAUUAUUGCAGAAGAAGUUGUGGAUAUUCUUGUAAGAGAGAGAGAGAUAAAGAUGAAAAUGAUGGAAUUAAUUCUCGUAGAAGAAGUUACGGAGAUUCUUGCAAGAGAGAUAAAGAUGAAAACGACGGAAAAGAUUGAUAGUGUUACUAAGAAGCAAGAACAGGAGCUCGCUGGCGGCUGUGAAGCCCUCUCCUUCUUGAAAAGCGAAGGAGAGAGAGAGAGAGAGAGAGAGAGAGGAGGGAGGUGGAGGAAGUUGCGCACUCUGCAGCGAUAUCAAAGGCUUCCGGAAGAGUGCGUGGCGCAUGCGAUAUCGCUAACGUCUCCUCGAGAUGCUUGCCGAUCGGAGGCGGUAUCGGCGGCAUUUCAGUCGGCAGCGAGCUCUGACAAAGUGUGGAAGAGUUUCCUUCCGUCCGAUUACGCUGAGAUGCUCGCACGAGCCGUCGAUCGGGUGAAAUUCGGAUCGAUGAAGCAUCUCUACUUCCGCCUCUGCGAUCCAAUCCUCAUCGACGGCGGAAGGAUGGGAUUCUUUAUGGAUAGAGAUACCGGGGUUAAGUGCUUCAUCUUGCCGGCGAGGGAGCUUAGGAUUGUCUGGGCACAGGGAGAUACUCCACAAUAUUGGAGUGGAUUCAUCACCCUGAAUCAAGGCAAUGAAGGAGGAAGUGAGAAUGGGACAGAAAUCCUGAAUUCUUCCGAGGCAGAGAACUGCUUUAAGCCUAGACCAUUCAAUAAGCUCUGGUUCAGAUCCUCAAUAUUCAGGACAUGGAUGACUGCUUCAUUGUGGAAAACCAUAUCAGCAGUAUUCUGUAACAACAAAAAGUAUAGUUACACAAGCAGGACAGUUGAAUUGAUGGUAACAGAAACUGCUAGUAUGGAAGGCACUGCUUAUAUGGAAAUGAGUUUCAUCCUCUGUAAGAUCAAGUAUCUGUCUAAGUUUCCUCUCAACAUUGGUGCACUCAACAGUUCAUUGAUUAUGCUGACUGCUGAGAUGUUCAUUGUUCAGAAUCCAGAUGAGAUGAAUGAUAUGGCGCAUGCGAUAUCGCUAACGUCUCCUCGAGAUGCUUGCCGAUCGGAGGCGGUCUCGGCAGCGUUUCGGUCGGCAGCGAGCUCUGACAAAGUGUGGAGGAGUUUCCUUCCGUCCGAUUACGCUGAGAUGCUUGCACGAGCUGUCGAUCGAGUCGAAUUUGGAUCGACCAAGCAUCUCUACUUCCGCCUCUGCGACCCAAUCCUCAUCGACGGCGGAAGGAUGGGAUUUUUUGUGGAUAGAGAGACCGGGGUUAAGUGCUUCAUCUUGCCGGCGAGGGAGCUUAGGAUUGUGUGGGCACAGGGAGAUACUCCACAAUAUUGGAGAUGGAUUCAUCACCCUGAAUCAAGGUUUUCGGAAGUUGCUGAGCUAUUGGGUGUCUGGUGGUUGGACAUAAAAGGCAAUAUUAACUCCAGGAUGCUCUCCAAAUGGUCAAACUAUUCAGCUUAUCUUGUAUUCAAGCUAUCAAAUACUGCAAGCGGCUUAAGUUAUCCUCUCCAGGAAGCUUCUGUCACUGUAGGAGCCCUUGUCUCAAGGUUCUCGGUGCGCUUGAUGGAAGAAGAACAAUCUUCCAGGCUUCGGCCAUUUUUUCCUAGGCCUGGAUACAUGCGGAACUUCCUACGCCAUGCAAAUUUACCACAAGAGCCUCUCGAAGAUUUACUAGUCGAAACACCAAAUGAUCCAAAUGUGCCGGACGAGGCGGAUGAACUGCAACAUGAUCAAUGGCCAGACCCAAAUGAGCAAGAACGGAGGGAUCGUGGAAUGGUUGGAAAACCUCAAACAAGGUGGGAUGGGUGGAUGGAAAUUUUGCUGGGCGAGUUCUACAAUGAAGAAGGGGAUGAUAGGGAUGUUACUAUGUCAUUUUCGGAGAUCAAAGGGGGGAACUAUAAGAGUGGCCUCAUUGUGCAGGGAAUCGAGAUUAGGCCUAACAAGAUUACACGAUGGGAGUUCACCAGCAAUUUGCAGACGAAAGAAAUAGGAUUGAAGAAAAUGGGGCUCUGCGAGGGUGGGACAACCCCGCGGUUAAAUCGUGAAAUUAUGGCGUUUGGAGAGAGAGAUUGCGCAAAAGAGGAAGGAGAUUCACGGGCGGCUCAGUUCACUGCGCGAGAGGGGGGCUCGAUCAAGUUGCGUGAGAGACUGAGAGUAGGGUGGCUCACGAGAGGAGGGCUGGUCGCGGCUCAUGAUACACCUGGAUCAGACCGGUCCAUGUUCGACUUACUUGCGAGCCGACAAGGCGAUAUCCAAAGGCUUCCGGAAGAGUGCGUGGCGCAUGCGAUAACGCUAACGUCUCCUCGAGAUGCGUGCCGAUCGGAGGCUGUCUCGGCUGCGUUUCGGUCGGCAGCGAGCUCUGAUAAAGUGUGGAGGAGUUUCCUUCCGUCCGAUUACGCUGAGAUGCUUGCACGAGCCGUCGAUCGGGUGGAAUUCGGAUCGAUGAAGCAUCUCUACUUCCGCCUCUGCGACCCAAUCCUCAUCGAUGGCGGAAGGAUGGGAUUUUUUGUGGAUAGAGAGACCGGGGUUAAGUGCUUCAUCUUGCCGGAGAGGGAGCUUAGGUUUGUGUGGGGACCCGGAGAUACUCCACAAUAUCGGAGAUGGAUUCAUCUCCCUGAAUCAAGGUUUUCGGAAGUUGCUGAGCUAAGCGAUGUCUACUGGUUGGAGAUCCGAGGCAAGAUUAACUCUAGGAUGCUCUCCAAAUGGUCAAACUAUUCAGCUUAUCUUGUAUUCAAAGUAUCAAAUACUGUAAGGGGCUUAAGUUAUCCUCUCCUGGAGGUUUCUGUCACUGUAGGAGCCCAUGUCUCAGGGUUCUCGGUGCGCUUGAUGGAAGAAGAAGAAGAAUAUCCUAGGCUUUGGCCAUUUUUUCCGCCUAGAUAUAUGAAAGAUCGACUUCGACCAGUCGAGGCACCAGAUGUGCAGGGCGAGGCGGAGGAACCUCAGCAUGAUCAAUGGUCAGACUCAGAUGAGCAAGCACAGAGGGAUUGUAGAAUGGUUGGAAAACCUCAAACAAGGCAGGAUGGGUGGAUGGAAAUUUUGAUGGGGGAGUUUUACAAUGAAGAAGGGGAUGAUGGGGAUGUUGCUAUGUCAUUGUUGGAGAACAAAGGCGGGAACCGGAAGAGUGGCCUCAUUGUGCAGGGUAUCGAGAUUAGGCCUAAGAAGUAAGGAGAACAUCCUGGGAAGCUAGGUAGCUCUUUGCAUUUUCUUUCAUGUUUAGAUAGACAAUCUUUUUGAAGUUGAUAAGUCACAACUUGAUUAAGCAUGAAUUUUGAUGUAUCUGAAUGACUUUUUGAAGUUGAUAAGUCACAACUUGAUAAAUUGAUUUUUUUUUUU
Molecule: messenger RNA, 3489 nt
Organism: Dendrobium catenatum
Lineage: Eukaryota; Viridiplantae; Streptophyta; Magnoliopsida; Asparagales; Orchidaceae
Exons: 18
Coding region: 1-3321 (1106 amino acids)
Molecular function (GO): protein binding
Source: RefSeq, a predicted model, not a curated record